This is a messenger RNA of Impatiens glandulifera, 1839 nucleotides long. RefSeq lists its product as uncharacterized. The transcript has a single exon. The coding region runs from base 250 to 1839 and encodes 529 amino acids. The record is from RefSeq and is a predicted model, not a curated record. Lineage: Eukaryota; Viridiplantae; Streptophyta; Magnoliopsida; Ericales; Balsaminaceae. Gene Ontology annotation, biological process: defense response.
UGGAUGGUUCUCUUUUGUUCUCCUCUGUCCCUAACUGCUGUGCCCAAACGUGAAUGCCAACAUUUCCUUUCGUCGUCCCCUUUUCACAUACGGGGACGGCGGCCGGAAAAUCAUCCACCACCAACCCCCAUCAAUACAUAAAAUAAGAACAACAACAACAACAAUCGUUGCCAUUUAUUUAUAUCUAACCGGGGCGACUCACUCAGCCAUCAAUAAGAUCGAUCGAUCGAUCGGUCGAUCCUCAUCAACAUGGCUGCAGCAAUGAACCCAUUUCAGCUUCUCGAGAUUAACAUAAUCUCUGCCCAAGAUCUUCAGCUACACUCCAAAAAGAUGAGGUCUUUCGCCACCGCUUGGGUCCACACCAACCGCAAACUCACCACCGUAACCGACACCCAAGGUGGAAACAAUCCCACUUGGAACGAUAAAUUCGUCUUCCGAAUCGACGAGGAAUUUCUUCGCCGGGAUACAUCCGCCGUCAUGAUCGAGAUUUAUUCCGUUGGCUGGUGGAAGAACACCUUAAUCGGAACUGUCAGGGUACUCAUCGGCAACCUCUUUCCCCCACAAUCCGCCGCCAAACGCCACCAAGCCCAACGUGGCAUGCGAUUUGUCGCCCUCCAGGUUCGCCGCCCUUCCGGAAGGCCUCAGGGAAUUCUCAAUAUCGGAAUUACCGUUCUCGACCCAUCGAAGCGAAGCAUGCCUCUUUAUAACCAUUUAGCAGCCUCCUCCGCCGCCUCUGCAGUUGGGUUUCGCGAUUUGAUGGAAGAGAACGGCACCGGUGGCUGGAACCAGAAAGCUGGAAGCUUUUUACCACCUCCCGUCGAACCUGUGCUCCGGCGGUCUAAGAGCGAGCGUAGCGACUGGUUUCCAAACGACAACGAUGGGUCCAUUAUUAGCAUAUUGACAAAGGAAGAUAUGUUUGGGAAACUCGAUUCAACCCCAUGGCAGGGUAAAAAGAAAGGUAAGUCGAGCUCUGUUAUAAACGGGUCGGAGUUAAGAGACAAUAUAAAGGAGACGGGUCCUAAGAAGAAAUCAAGCUCUGUCAUCAAUGUCCCAAUAUUAUUUAGCCGAAAAGAAACUCGGACCGAUCCCAAACCCGGUCAGAAUCAACCCGAAGACCCACCCAAGGAGAAAGAGAAGCCGCCACAUGCAAUAAAAUCGACGAAAUCAUCGCCCAAACCCGUUCCGGGGAAAGCAGUGGCCAAGUAUUCACACCACGGACCGAAGGGUUCAUCCGUAGUAAACGGUAACAAUGGAGCCCCGAGAAAGGCCAAUUCAAUAUGGUCGGAUUCUGAGGUGGGUCCAUCACCUUCGGAAGUGGCGGCAGUUAUGGCCUCCCGACAGAGACGUUACCCGUUGGACGACGAUAAGAGCUCGAUGAUGGACGGGUGGAGUAUGGACGAAAGCGAAGAAGGGCUUAGGUCAAAGAUGGAAAGGUGGCGAACCGAACUCCCACCGUUGUAUGAUCGUAGUUUCACCGAAAGCAGCUGCCGGGAUGCUGCCGGGAUGUUUUCGUGUUUUGGGAACGUAUGUGGGUUAGAAUGUCAAAUUGUUUGCGGUAAGCCACCAGAAGAAACUAAACCCACCCGUAAUGAACGAAAUCAAUAUCAGAGUCCGUUUCGGAAUGGAGGUCAGUCAGCUGGUCGGUAUGAAAGCCCUUACGGAAAUGCGGGUCGGUAUGAAAGCCCUCAAGGGAAUGCGGGUCGGUAUAAAAGCCCUCGAAGAGGAGGGAAUGGGGGUCGCUAUCGAAGUCCUCAAGGCAAACAGGGUCGGUCGGGUGAACGGUAUAGAAGCUCGCCCGACAAUGUUGGUCGGACAGCUAAUCGGUUUCGAAGCCCAUAA